GUUCUCCUACAGGCUGCAGCUGCAGAAGGGAAUGCGUCUGUGGACGACCUACUGAGCAUGUGUGGAACUGAACUGAAGGACGACAUGAGACGACUGAACUGCAACAGAGAAGAGGAGAGUGGACUGAGGAUGGACAUGAGGAUGGACAUGAGCUGUGAGGAGAAGAGGAAGGAAGGAGGAUGUGACCCGGGUCCAGACACAGAGCCCCCAGGAUGUGACCCGGGUCCAGACGCAGAGCCACCCCAGGACGGGAACCCUUUCUCUCCUGUGAGCGGCCAUGCCCCCUCUGACCCUGCCGUCACCUACAGCGGCGGCAGCAGCCCCGCCCACAGCCGCUCCAUCUCUAUCUCGGUGGUCCCCUGUUCAGUAUCUGCAGAGGAGACCCCAGACCCCUUCAGCCAGGACCCCCGGACCCCCCCGCUCGGCCACACCUCAAAGACACACCCCACCAAGGCCUCGCACACACCACCGCUGGCGUCACGUAAACUGCUGCAGCUGCUGCCGAACAUCGGGUUAACGAGGAGCAAGAGCCACGAGUCCCAACUGGCCAAUCGCAUCGAAGAGCCGACCAAUCAGAGACCCUGUCAGAAGAACAGAGUUUUGGCAGUUCUUCAGAUUAAUGGCAGUGGGAGCGCUCCUGACGAUUCUGCCCUGCGCUCCCCUCUGCUGUCUGCCCGGACCCCCGGACGAGGAACCGGACCUGUGCCCAUGUCUGCCCCGUACAUGCUGCCCAUCCCUCCCACCCCACUGGACAACGUGUCCAUGCACAGAAGUUCUCCUCAGACCAUGAGGAGGGACAUCGGUCUGGCAGUGACACACCGGUUUUCCACUAAGUCGUGGCUGUCUCAGAGCUGUCAGGUGUGUGGGAAGAACAUGAUGUUUGGAGUCAAGUGUAAACACUGCAGGUUAAAGUGUCACAACAAAUGCACCAAAGACGCUCCGUCCUGUCGCAUAUCCAUCCUCACAUUGCCCAGGAUGCGUCGAGCGGAGUCGGUUCCGUCAGAUAUAAACAACCGGAUCGAGCGCUCAGCUGAACGUCCGCCGCAGUUUGGAACGUUACCGAAGACACUUCUGAAACGGGAGCCCCCCCCCCUCUUGGACUCCAGUACUCCUUCUUCUGCUGCCUCCUCCACGCCCUCGUCUCCAGUUCAUUUUCACCACACACCCCCCCCCAGCCACGCCCCCCCCCAGGAGGGAUCCAAAGACGGACGCUUCCACUUCCCAGAUGUUCCUGUUCCUACAGUUUCUCAACAGUCCUGCAGCUUCUAUGAGUCUGGUCUGUCUCAGGUGGUGGUUCCACAGUCACAGCAGACCACAUCAGCUCAACCAACGGAGGACGCAGAGGACAAUUGGACGAAGGAGGAGGAGCCAGCCAACGGCAAGGGGGGGGAGGGGGAGGGGGAGGGGGGGGGAGAUGGACUGGAGGACCUGCCCCCCCCCCACCCCAUCAGCCGGAGGGGGGCGGUGGGCCGCUGGAGGGGGGGUCCAAGCCAGGCUAGCAUCUACCUACAGGAGUGGGACAUCCCAUAUGAACAACUGCAACUGGGAGAGCUGAUCGGAAAGGGCCGUUGGGGGCGUGUCCACAGGGGUCGUUGGCAUGGUGAAGUUGCCAUUCGUUUACUGGAGGUGGACGGAACCAACCAGGAACACCUGAAACUGUUUAAGAAGGAGGUGAUGAACUACAGACAGACCAGACACCAGAACGUCAUCCUGUUCAUGGGAGCAUGCAUGGCCCCGCCCCACCUGGCCAUCAUCACCAGUUUCUGUAAAGGCGUGCCAUUGUAUUCUGUCGUCAGAGAAAGACUGGACCGACUCGACAUAAAUAAAACCCGACAGAUCGCACAGGACAUCGUAAAGGGUAUGGGUUAUCUUCAUGCUAAAGGCAUCAUCCACAAAGACCUGAAGUCCAAGAACGUCUUCUACGACUGGAACCGAGUGGUGAUCACAGACUUUGGCCUGUUUGGGAUGGCAGGAGUGGUCCAGGAGGACAGGAGACAGAGUGUUGUUCGUAUUCCUCGUGGUUGGAUCUACUAUCUUUCAUCAGAGAUCGUCCGACAGAUGAACCCAGAGGAAGACCAGGACCGCCUGCCCUUCUCCAAACCUGCAGACGUUUACGCCUUCGGAACCAUCUGGUAUGAGCUGCAUGUUGGAGGCUGGCCUCUGCUUGAUCAGCCAGUGGAGGCCCAGAUCUGGAUGGUGGGCAGUGGACUGGGCAUGAGGAGGGAGCUGGUGGACGCCAAUCUGGGCAAGGAGGUCACGGAGAUCCUGUCCUCCUGCUGGUCCCUGGAGCCCAGUGAGCGGCCCUCCUUCCCCCAGCUCAGUGGGAUGUUAGACAGACUGCCCAAACUGAACCGACGACUAUCCCAUCCAGGACACUUCUGGAACAGCCCCCAGUAGGGACCAGGACCAGGUGAACCAUGUGGACCAAGAUUGUCCCACCCAGGACACUUCUGGAACAGCCCCCAGUAGGUACCACAGACUGAGACCAGGACCAUGUGGACCAAGACUAUCCCACCCAGGACACUUCUGGAACAGCCCCCAGUAGGUAUCAGGGACCAAGGGACCAGGACCACAUGGACUAAAGUGCCCACAUGGGCCAAAGGGACUAAACGGACCACGUGGACCAAAAGGCCCAGGUGGUCCACAGUCAGUGUAUGUCACUGAACAUGUUCAUUCGAAUGUUUCUAAUGUAAAUCUGGUUUGGUUUUGGAACAGAAUGGUGUGAAUGUGUCAAAUACACAGGACUGGUUCUAAUGAAA
Molecule: messenger RNA, 2759 nt
Organism: Sphaeramia orbicularis (orbiculate cardinalfish)
Lineage: Eukaryota; Metazoa; Chordata; Actinopteri; Kurtiformes; Apogonidae
Product: kinase suppressor of Ras 1-like
Exons: 17
Coding region: 58-2397 (779 amino acids)
Biological process (GO): Ras protein signal transduction; protein phosphorylation
Cellular component (GO): cytoplasm
Molecular function (GO): protein kinase activity; ATP binding
Source: RefSeq, a predicted model, not a curated record